AUGGACGACCCCAAAGGAGAGGGAGGACGCAUACCCCUGAGAGAGUUAUUCGAGAAACGGUCUGAUAUGCAUUCGGCAUUGAGCGAACAGCACGAGCCAGGCGCGGAUAUAUGGCAGCCGUUAUGGGACUGGGUGUUUGCGAACGACAUCUUCCGGAGCUGGCAGCGGAACGACUACACAUGGACGCUGCGCUGCGUCGGGGGACCAGGGUCAGGGAAGACGACCUUGUCCGCGAUGGUAGCCGAAUGGCUGAGAAGCCAAUACACCGGGAACAAGGACGCCGUGGCCGCGGUAUUUGUGCGGGAGGACGUGGUCGCGGCCGGUACCGCAUUUGUGGAAGACGUUCUGACGAGCGUGUUCCACCAACUGUGCAUCCGGUGUGCCGAGGUAGACGAGGACGAAGCGUAUGUCGCAAAGUAUCGACUUUACCUCGACGCUAGAAAGCACGGCCAUCGCGACAUGUUCCGGAUCGAACUCAUUCGAGAUGCCCUGCUAUCGCGUCUGAGCAUGCUCGAUCGUGCGUUCCUCGUCAUUGACGACUUUGACAGGUGCAGUCCGGCAGUUGACUUGUUCCUUGAGAACGAGUUGGCCCUCUUGGCAAGGGGGUCGCGGCUCAAGGUGCUCAUAACCUCUCGCGUCUCAUGCCUCAAGACGGUGCCAACUUGGCAGUACUGUGACGCAUGCGACGACGAGGAGGUCGCCAUGUACCUCUCAGUGUACUGGCGAUGUGAGAGCUGCAGGAAGAAAGCAAAGCCGGCUCACAUCCUCUGCCAGCGCUGCAGAGACGCAGGCAGGACUUGCAUCAACUGCGGAGAAGCCGCAGACUUCGUCCAACCUUUCGACCAUGUUGACCUCGAGAUCGAUUCAGCUACGCAGCCUGUUGUACGAUUCAUCAACUGGGAUUUGGAGAUGGAGCACGGAGAAUUGGGUUUGGGUAGUGAAAACCCCGACAAACCCCCACCAUCCGCGCUUGGCAGACGGCUCCUCGACCCCCGAAACCAAGAGUCUCUCGACAGGUUGCGGGAUCGAGUCAGUAGCCAGGCAAAGGGGAACAUCAGUCUUGCCCGUCUCCGACUCGACAACGUGCACCAAACUCAAUCAAUGGGUGCUCUCUUCGCAAGGUCUGAUGUGCUGCCGGCCAACAUUGUAGACUUUUUCGACGUUGGCAUUGGGCGCAUUGAGGAGCAGCCGCCAUCCCAGCGAGACCUCGGCUUGAAGGUGAUUGCCGCCGUCGCGCAUUAUGACUAUACUCUAGGCAUUGAGUACGAGCAUCUCCAAGCCAUCAUACGUCGGUCUACCAAGACGCCCGCCCGGGCCCGUGCCAAGAGAACCACCUCGACCCCGACUGUAUCAACAAGAAGGAGGAGGUCGACAAUGCCAGCGUCAGAAACAUCACACGUGGCUCACCGCAGCCUCGAAGAGAUGCUGCAUGCGGCGCGCGGGUUCCUGGCCUUCAGGAACGAGGAGAACCGGCCACUUGUGGCCUUCUGCGAGUCGUUCCACACCUACGCGCGGGAGAACUACAACGAGUCACUCGUCUGGGCGCACGCCCAACUCGACUUUGGGGGGGAGAAGGGCUGUGCCGGGUUCGGCAACAGGGUGAUGAGGCGUUCGCGGACGGGCGUCGUGCAUGGUGUGGAGAAGAGGGACCAAGCGGCAGCGCAAAGAUCUACUCUGCAGGAACACAAAGGCCGUUUAGCCGGAGGAGACUGCAGGAAUCGCAUCGAUGGAAGGAUCGGAGAAAGCCUUGCUGAUUCGAGUGGACGCAUUGUUCCCGAUACGAUUGCUGCUGGCUCUGCCUCUGCUCUCCAGAUUCAGGACGAUGGCACGGCAGCACAUAGGCAGACCCCGACACCGUCCAUACCGGCAAUGGCUGAUGCUUCUGCUGGUGCCAAUGGGCGGAAACUAAUCCGGGUCGCCGACUUUGAACGUGAUCAAAGCUUCAAGUUGGAGAGGAGGGGCACAAGCUGGGCCUAA
Molecule: messenger RNA, 1977 nt
Organism: Colletotrichum graminicola M1.001
Lineage: Eukaryota; Fungi; Ascomycota; Sordariomycetes; Glomerellales; Glomerellaceae
Exons: 3
Coding region: 1-1977 (658 amino acids)
Molecular function (GO): ATP hydrolysis activity
Source: RefSeq, a predicted model, not a curated record